GACAACAGGCUAAAUCAUUUUAUUUCCCCCAGACUGAACAAUUUCCCUCCAGAUUAUUGCAGGGGUUACGCCGUGGGAAAAUUUCCUUCACUCUCAGCACAACAAUGGCUGCUUCUUCUUCUUAUAGCAGUGGUAGCAACGCCUACGACGUCCCUUGGGUUGAGAAGUAUCGACCUACCAAGGUCGUCGACAUCGUCGGUAAUGAAGAUGCCGUCUCCAGGUUCCAAGUUAUUGCUCGCGAUGGCAAUAUGCCAAAUUUAAUAUUGGCGGGUCCUCCUGGUACUGGGAAAACCACUAGUGUACUAGCGCUUGCACAUGAGCUUCUGGGACAAAAUUUCAAGGAAGCUGUUCUCGAGCUAAAUGCGUCAGAUGAUAGAGGAAUUGAUGUUGUGCGGAACAAGAUCAAGAUGUUUGCACAAAAGAAAGUGACACUGCCUCCUGGGCGACACAAAAUAGUAAUACUGGAUGAAGCUGACAGCAUGACAUCAGGAGCUCAGCAAGCUUUGAGAAGGACUAUGGAAAUAUAUUCAAAUUCCACUCGUUUCGCUCUUGCAUGCAAUACAUCAUCUAAAAUUAUUGAACCAAUUCAGAGCAGAUGUGCUAUUGUGCGAUUUUCUCGAUUAUCAGACCAAGAAAUACUUGGCCGUCUCAUGGUAGUGGUUGAGGCUGAAAAGGUCCCAUAUGUUCCUGAAGGCCUUGAAGCGAUCAUUUUCACCGCGGAUGGUGAUAUGAGGCAGGCGUUGAAUAACUUGCAGGCAACACACAGUGGGUUCCGAUUUGUUAACCAAGAAAAUGUAUUCAAGGUCUGUGACCAACCACAUCCAUUGCACGUGAAAAAUAUGGUGCGUAAUGUGAUUGAAGGAAACUUUGAUGAGGCUUGCGUGGGCCUCAAGCAACUGUAUGAUUUGGGAUACUCGCCCACUGAUAUAAUCACAACACUUUUUCGUAUAAUAAAAAAUUAUGAUAUGGCUGAGUACCUGAAGCUGGAAUUCAUGAAGGAAACUGGGUUUGCUCAUAUGAGAAUUUGUGACGGAGUUGGCUCUUAUCUUCAGCUCUGUGGUCUGUUAGCUAAGUUUUCUCUAGUUCGUGAAACAGCCAAAGCUGUUUGAGAUGACCCUUGAUACAACUGAUUUUCUCAUCAUUCUGCCACUUGGACAUUCGGAUAGUGAAAAUGUUCCUGUUCAGAUGCUUGAGUGAAUUAGUAUUACUUCAGCCUAAAAAUUGAAUGUUUUGCUUGAGCUGAUGAAUCUUUGUUACGUAUAAUAUUUAGAUAUGAUAUCCUUGUUCUGUGUUCCAA
This is a messenger RNA of Prosopis cineraria, 1297 nucleotides long. RefSeq names its product replication factor C subunit 2. Gene Ontology annotation, molecular function: DNA clamp loader activity; DNA binding; ATP binding. Gene Ontology annotation, biological process: DNA-templated DNA replication; DNA repair. Bases 105 to 1109 code for a protein of 334 amino acids. NCBI's taxonomy places the organism in Eukaryota, Viridiplantae, Streptophyta, Magnoliopsida, Fabales, Fabaceae. The record is from RefSeq and is a predicted model, not a curated record. The transcript has 7 exons. Gene Ontology annotation, cellular component: DNA replication factor C complex; nucleus.